GGAAAAAAAAAAUAAAGCCGGGUGGUCCGACCUUCCUCCCCAAUCUUCAAUCAAAUAUUUUCCAUUCUUCUCCUUCCUUGGUCUCUAAGUUCUCUUUAAAUUCAAUCAUUUAAACCUAAAUUCACCGAUUUUUAUCAAUUUUUUCUCUUUCUCUUCCUAUCAAAUCCUCGAAAAAUCAGCGACAAUGCUUCACCGGAGCUUCAAGCCCGCAAAAUGCAAGACGACGUUGAAGCUUGCGUCGUCGCGGUUGAAGCUGAUGAAGAACAAGAAGGAUGUGCAAGUGAAGCAGAUGAAGAAGGAAUUGGCUCAAUUGCUUGAGGCUGGGCAGGACCAGACUGCGCGAAUUCGGGUUGAACAUGUAGUUAGGGAGGAGAAGACAAUGGCGGCAUUUGACCUCCUUGAGAUAUACUGUGAACUUAUUGUUGCACGCUUGCCAAUCAUUGAGUCACAAAAGAACUGCCCCAUUGACUUGAAGGAAGCAGUUACAAGUGUGAUAUUUGCAUCUCCAAGAUGUGCAGACAUACCAGAACUUUCGGAUGUUCGUAAGCAAUUUACUGUGAAAUAUGGAAAAGAAUUCAUUACUUCAGCUGUCGAGCUGCGACCAGAUUGUGGUGUAAGCCGCAUGAUAGUUGAGAAGUUAUCUGCCAAGGGACCUGAUGGGCCAACAAAAAUCAAGAUAUUGAGUGCUAUUGCAGAGGAACAUAACGUCAAAUGGGAGCCUAAACAAUAUGGAGAGACGGAAUUAAAACCUCCUGAUGACUUGCUGAACGGACCAAAUACUUUUGAGAAGGCCAGUAAGAUGCAUGCAGCGCCUCCUAUUGUUCAAACUCCACCUUCUAAUGUCCAGGCUUCUCCAAGUAGCGAUCAGAAGUACAAUCCACCUGUAAACUUUGAGCACAAUGUGAGGUCAUCGACAAGUUCCCAGAAUUUUGCUUCAACGGAUAUUGGUGGUGGUCAAGCAACAACAUCUGCUACUUCUCAUCCUGGAGUGAGGCCUUCAGGAACUGGAUCUAAGAGGGUGGAAGAGAGGCGCACAUAUUCUGGAGAUGGGAAUGAUUUCUCGUCAGGCGGGCAGAAUUGGAAUAUGGAUUUUAAGGAUGCAACUGCUGCAGCACAGGCAGCUGCUGAGUCUGCAGAACGAGCAAGUAUGGCUGCUAGAGCUGCUGCAGAACUUUCAAGCCGUGGGAAGUUCACCAGCCAGUAUUCUGCAAAAUCACAAAAUUCAAAUGUCCACAAUGUAAGAGAUGAUGGGCCUAGAAAAAGUGCUGCCUCAAAGUUGCCAACUGAACAGUUUGCUAAAGAUUCAGGGUACAACAACUUUCAAGAUAGGAAUCCCCAGAUAUGGACUGAGCAAGUAGGUGGGAAUAAGCAUGAUAACCCAGAUGAAGCUCCUGAGAGAUUUUACAGGGAUGGUCAUGGUAGUACUAAGAGAUCUAGCCAGUCAACUUCUUUGAGGUCCAACACAGCUUCAAUUGAUGAUUCUAAAUUGAUGAAUGAUUUCCAAAAGGUAGAUAGAUAUUCACAAAAGAGCUCAUUUGAAGAGGAGGCUGCAAAAUCAGAGAAGAGUGCCGCCUUUUCUGGAAUGAGUAUGAAAAAACAGUCUAGUGGGUCUGAAGUAGAAUUCGUGAGUGCCAGGCAAGGUGGCCUGCAAUCCAAUAACUUCGAUUAUGCUGGGGAAGAAAGGAUCAGGAGGCAAGGCAGCAGUGGUUCCUCACAUUCACAUUCAAGCAAUCACGGUGAUGAUUAUGGUGUUGGUGAGAACCCUUUUGUCGGUAUUGACCACGGAAACACUCUUGGAGAUGUUUUGCCUUCUAGCCAUCAGAAGUUUGGGAAUGAUGCUGGUGAGAACCCCUUUGUCAGUAUGGACCAAGGAAAUGUUCAUAGAGACACUGUCCGGACAAGCUCUUAUAAUAAUGAUGAUGCAGUAGUUUUUGAUGGAUCUGGUUCAGAUGAUGAUGACUGUAGGUUUGAUCCAUGGCCUAAGUAUGAUGGGCAUGAGUCAAACUUGUUUUCCACCUCACCAGUUAGAGAACCACCCGCCCAUCUCCCAGUAUACACAGACACUUGGAGCCCAAGGCAGAACACAAGUGAAUCACUUGAAAAGACAUCAUCAGUGUCACAUGUUUCUGCAGAAUGGCACUCGCCUCCUAGGUUUGAUGAAAACUUAACAAAAUCUGCUCACACUUCACAACCAGAUGACUUGGUACCUGUAGCUUUCGAUGAUUCCGAAGAACCUAGUUCAGAAAGUGAAGAUGAGCUAAACAAGUCCAGGCUUGGUGGGAAAACGGAUCCUAGUAUUCUCUCUCAUAAAGAGAGUAUUUUCUUUAGAAACUCAGGUGAUGCUCAGAGUGAGGGCGAUUAUGGAUCUAACAGAAAGCAAGAUCGACACUAUUCUUCCAAUGAUAAUGAGUUGGUUGAGGUAAGUGCUGAGAACAACCAAGGAACAGAAUUUAGUGCAGAGUCUCGGAGAAAGUUUGGAUUUGAUGAGGUGCCCACCCGUCAGUCAUCAUCCAGACACACAACAUUCCAAACAGCUUCAAAUGACAUGACUAGUGAACCAUUUUACAAUCCAGUGAAGGAAGAAAAACAUCAGCUGUCUACACAAUCUUCAAAGCGUUCAUUGGUUGAUGAAGUUAAGGCUACAGACAACCCCCGCACAUCCGAGUCACCUGAUACCAUGAAAGAUUAUGAAUUGUUUGAAAAAUCUAGUUUGGAAAGUGGGAAUGAGUUGUUGAAUUUUGGACCGUUGACUGGUGGCCUUCGAAAUAAGGGUUAUAGACGUCCACCUUAUAGUAAGAGUCCAUCUGGUGAUGCAGCAUCAUCGAAAAAAGUUGCUGAGGAUAGCGUGACUACCACUGAUCAUUCCUCUGCUUCUUCCCCUGCAGUCAAGAGUUCUCUUAAUUCCGAAGUGAUCACAGAAGUAAAAAGCAAGUCUAGCUCAAGAACUCCAAUUACACAUUAUGAGUCAGAUACUGAUGAUUUUGAGGAAGAACUCCCACAACAAAAUUCACGCAGUGAACGAGAGCCACAGAGUGCAAAACCAAGCAAAGAAGUAUAUACUAAAUCGAAGUUUAGCCCUCCGGUUGCAUUUUUUGACUCUGAUGACGAUGAUUCUAAGUUGGAUCUACCCAAGCAAACUUCAACCAGCACAGGUCGUGCAGGAAGUGGAUUUUCUCGGAGGACAAAAGGUACCCCUAGUUCUAGAACAAGUUCUUAUUCGAAGACUACAGCAGGUUCCGAUGCAUCACUAAAUUCUGAUGCUGAUGCCCAAAAGAUACCCUCAAGGAGGAGUUCCUAUGGUUCUGAAACUCAGACUAAACCCUGGUCCCAGAAAGUAGACUCAGGUCACUUGAAAAGUUCUCCCGAUCCAAGUGCAGCAAAACAAUCGACUUUUAAGCCAAUGCCAGAAUCUAGAAUCUCCACACGUGGGGAAAAUCUGAAGUCAUCAGCUACGGAACAACCGUCCAGUCCUCUGAGGACAGUAACAUCAACUAGCACUGAAAUUCCAAAGACAUCCACUUCCGCAAAAAAAUCAGUUUUUAAGCCACCAGAAUCUCAAAAUCUGAAGUCGUCAGCAACAGAACAACCAUCCAGUCCUCUUAGGACAGUAACAUCAGCUAGCACUGAAAGUCCGAAGACAUCGACAUCGACAUCGAGCAGAGAUCAUCCAUCGAGAGAGAGCUCUCUCAAAAAAGGUAGUCACGUUCAUCCAAAACUUCCUGAUUAUGACACAAUAGCUGCCCAAUUACAGUCUCUUCGAACAAAUCGCCAAUGAAUAUAGUGAGUGCAUUCUUCUUAAUUGGAUUAUACAUAUGAGAGUGGAUUAAAUAUGAUGAAAAAUAGAGAUUCAUAGCACAACAAGGUCUGUUCAGAUUGUGGCAAGACAUAGUUUUCUAUUUUGGUUUUCUUUAGCUUCCACAUUGAUAUUACAUUUGUUUUAAUAUUACUGUAAUAUAAUAAAUAGUGUUUGGAUACCAGAGAUUAAAGUUGUGUUAUUCUAUAAGCUUGUGUUUGGUCCUUA
Messenger RNA from Camellia sinensis, 4021 nucleotides. RefSeq names its product Regulator of Vps4 activity in the MVB pathway protein. The record is from RefSeq and is a predicted model, not a curated record. Gene Ontology annotation, biological process: protein transport. NCBI's taxonomy places the organism in Eukaryota, Viridiplantae, Streptophyta, Magnoliopsida, Ericales, Theaceae.